Messenger RNA from Morchella importuna, 291 nucleotides. RefSeq lists its product as uncharacterized. Lineage: Eukaryota; Fungi; Ascomycota; Pezizomycetes; Pezizales; Morchellaceae. Bases 1 to 291 code for a protein of 96 amino acids. The record is from RefSeq and is a predicted model, not a curated record. The transcript has a single exon.
AUGGUCGACCAGCCGAUGGGGGGCCCGACAUUUGAAUUGGCGGAGAUGUCGUAUACGAAGGGCUAUGCUGUUGGCCGUAGUAUGAUUGAGAGGGUGCGGGAGGUGGUAGCGAGCCCUGUGGGGAAUAAGGGUCUUGGGGCUGAGACUGACUAUUUAUUGGCGGGUGUGAUGCGGAGCCAGCUGAUGCAUAAGCAGCGGGAUAACUGUGAACGCCCGGACCUUGACCUAUCGAUGGCAGGCCUGAUCCCGCUGAGGCAGAAAUUGGGUGCACACCAGCUCCCGUUGUCAUAG